CCACUCACAUCGACAAUUAUGGCUCAAAAGCGACCAUUUAAUGAAGGCAAGCGACACUUCAAAAAGAGCAAGAAGCAAAAAACUAGCACGGUCGCUGAAGGCUCGAAUGAGGAAGUGUUGCUAGCGGAUAUCCAGAAUCUCCUCCAGGAUGUGAGCGUAUCAGAAGAAGCAAAGGAGAAGGCGCGACGGCAGAAUGAAGAGCACGCCGAAAUCGACGUGACCAUCAAGGCGCUCUCGUCCACAGGCGACGGGCUGGCAGAACAGGAUGGUCAAGUAUAUGUUGUCCCGUUUUCCGCUCCGGGAGAUGUUGUCACUGCGCGAGUAUACAAGCAUUUUGCAGAACAGUCCUACUCUCUCGCAGACUUUGUCAAGCGCGUCUCGAAAGGUCCCACGAGUACUGCAGACCCGCAAUGUCCCUACUUCACCAAAUGUUCAGGUUGUCAGUUUCAGCAUAUGCCCUACGAAGCGCAGCUCGCGCACAAGAGGACGAUUGUCGAGAAGGCGUUUCGCAACUUCUCCAAUUUGCCGGCGUCCUCGCUGCCGACGGUGGGAGACACGAUCGGCUCGCCGCUGCAAUAUGGCUAUCGCACAAAGUUGACGCCGCACUUUGAUGGCCCGCCAGGAGGGAGGAGGGAUAAGAGACAUGGCAAGCAGGUGACAUGGCCAGGAGUGCCGCCGAUCGGCUUCAUGCUGAAAGGCACUCGCAAGACGAUGGAUAUUGAAGAUUGUCCGAUCGGCACGGAAGCUGUGAGGAUGGGCAUGAAGCGUGAGAGGGUGCGCGUAGCGGCAGACAUUGACAAGUAUCAGAAGGGUGCGACAUUGCUGUUGCGCGAAAGCACAAAGCGAGAGAACAAAGCGGAUAACACGAUCGAAGUCAGUACGGAAGGCGAUGGCGAGGAGGAGGUCGUGGAGGACAGAGGGACGCAUAUCCAUCGCAAGGUCUGCAUUACAGACCACAAAGCGACAUCGACAGAGUAUGUGGAUGACUACCGCUUCGACAACCCUGCAGGCGCAUUCUUCCAGAACAACAACUCGAUCUUACCGGUCGUCACGCAAUAUAUCCGCGAUCAGAUUCUGGGCACCACAGAUGGCGACGACGCAUCGAAGAAGCCGACCAUCAAGCAUAUGGUGGAUGCGUACUGUGGGUCCGGCUUCUUCACCAUCAACUUGUCGAGUAUGUUCCGGCAGAGCAUCGGCAUUGACGUCUCGGCGCAAUCCAUCGAAUUUGCAAGUAAGAAUGCCAAACUCAACAACCUGCCGGAAGAUGCCACACAUUUCAUCGCCGCCGACGCCAACAAGCUGUUCGAGUCGCUCGACACGAAGAAGUUCCCGCCCGAGGAGACGGUGGUGGUGAUUGAUCCGUCGAGAAAAGGGUGCGACGAGGGCUUCAUCAGCCAGUUGCUGCAAUAUGGACCAGCACGAGUGUGCUACGUAUCAUGCAACGUGCACACACAAGCACGAGACAUUGGCUGGUUGGUCGGAGGACUGCCGGGCGACGCAGGCGAGGGGCCUCGGCAUGAGGGUCUGUAUGAGAUUGAGAGCCUGCGAGGAUUCGACUUUUUCCCACAAACCAGCCACGUCGAAGGGGUCGCGAUCUUGCGGAAGAAGAGAGUUUCGAUGGCGGCCUGACGUCUGAUGAACACACCAGGAUAUGUGUGGUAUGAAGGAGUGAGGCACUAAUGAAUGUACUUUGGGCACCACGUGUAGUAGAGUAGUAAGCAUUGGGCGUCGAUCAGUGGCUCAGCAGGCGCGCGAAAGCAGGAUCAGUGGUGACUGUAUGUGUUUUGUCAUUCUGAUGAGAAGCAUCAUACAGCUUGGGCGCUUCAUAACACAUGCAGUAUCUUGCUCUGUCUCGCGCACAAUGGGCGGGCCACGUCAUACAUGGUGUACUG
Messenger RNA from Sphaerulina musiva SO2202, 1892 nucleotides. Its product is annotated as uracil-5--methyltransferase. Gene Ontology annotation, molecular function: tRNA (uracil(54)-C5)-methyltransferase activity, S-adenosyl methionine-dependent. The transcript has a single exon. Bases 19 to 1629 code for a protein of 536 amino acids. Lineage: Eukaryota; Fungi; Ascomycota; Dothideomycetes; Mycosphaerellales; Mycosphaerellaceae. Gene Ontology annotation, biological process: tRNA processing. The record is from RefSeq and is a predicted model, not a curated record.